UGGCCCAGCUGCAGAAGCUGGAUGAGGAGAUUGUCAGGAGAUUCUCCAUGCAGAUUUCCCAUCUCAGCAAGUGGAUCAGUGAGCUGGAGAGGACGUUGCAGAAGCUAGGGAGUGAAUUCCUGCAGGACGUCAGAAGCACCCUGAGUAGAUGUGAGAUGGGGCAAUUCCAGCUGCCAGAGGAGAUUUCCCCUGCACUGGAAGAACAAGUCAGAGGUUUCUCCCAGAAAACGAUUGCGCUGUCGGAGACAUUGAUGGAAUUCAAAGACACUCUGCCCUCUGCACUGGAGAGAGCCACAAGAAAAUCCCUGGGAGCUUUCAGACAGGGAUUUCUAGUCUCUGAAGCUCACGUGAUCUCCUGGGUGGAGUGAGAGGAGGAGUUGCAGGUCCCAGAUCCCCAGAGCUAUGAGAAAGGAGAGAUCAUCAGCAACACCCACACAGGUAAGCAAUCAGUUAAACUGACUCAGAAACCAGUUUACAGCAGGUGUUUUCAUGAAGUCUGUCUCACUCUUCAGCCUGUCUUCAACUCAAGCCAGAGUGUGGUGGGUGGGGAAAGACCAGGUUCUCUCCUCUGUGGAAGAGUUGUGAAGGAGGAUGAACUCAGUUCAUGAUAUUUUAAUCAUUAUUUGAGUGCGUAUUUCCUUUUCUAUUCCUCUUUCAGAGUUUUCAUUUAGCUCAUCAGAGACAAUAACUUCUGUCUGGAUUAUUUCUCUAUCCCAACAGG
Pelodiscus sinensis (Chinese soft-shelled turtle) is the source of this 721-nucleotide messenger RNA. The record is from RefSeq and is a predicted model, not a curated record. Lineage: Eukaryota; Metazoa; Chordata; Testudines; Trionychidae.